AUGAAAGAUUGUUCACCAAGUAUAGCUCCCAUUGUGAAGGGCGAUAGGUUCAAUUUGGACCAGUGCCCAAAGAAUGAUCUUGAGCGGGAACAAAUGAAGAACAUUCUUUAUGCUUCUGCUGUUGGAAGCUUGAUGUAUGUUCAGGUCUGCACAAGACCUGACAUUGCAUUUACUGUUGGGAUACGGACUGAUAAUUUGGAAGUGAUUGGCUACUCUGAUUUGGACUACGCUGGCUGCAUUGAUUCGCGAAAAUCAACUUCAGGAUAUGUCUUUAUGCUAGCCGGUGGAGCUGUUUCUUGGAGAAGUGCAAAGCAAACUUUGAUUGCAACUUCCACUAUGGAGACUGAUUGCGUGUCUUGUUUUGAGGCUUCCUCGCAUGCUGCAGCUUUUAUGGCUAAGAACAAUAAAAGUAGCAGUCGAAACAAGCACAUCGACAUCAAGUAUUUAGCCCUAAAAGAACGUGUUAAAGAGAAAACAGUGGUUAUUGAACACGUUAGCAUUGAAUUGAUGAUUGUUGAUCCUUUGACUAAAGGCAUGCCACCGUUGAAAUUUAAGGAUCAUGUAGAUAGAUUGGGACUUGGUUCCUUUGUGUGA
Vitis riparia (riverbank grape) is the source of this 594-nucleotide messenger RNA. RefSeq names its product secreted RxLR effector protein 161-like. The transcript has 3 exons. Bases 1 to 594 code for a protein of 197 amino acids. Lineage: Eukaryota; Viridiplantae; Streptophyta; Magnoliopsida; Vitales; Vitaceae. The record is from RefSeq and is a predicted model, not a curated record.